AGAUGUGAAUAAACUUUCAAUAAAAAAAAAUAUUUUUAGUUGUAAACUUAAUUUUUUAUUAUUUUUAUUUUAAUAAUUAGGUACCUAUAUAAUAUUCAAUCAUAUUUUUUUUUUUUUUGGUAUUUGAAAAAUAAAAAAAAAGUAAAUUUUUGUUCUUUCAAAGUCAUGUUUAAUUUUUACAUUUCUUUUUUUUUCAAUAAUACGCAAUAUUUAUUCUUUUAAAAAUAUUAUACUUUUAUUAUUCAAAUUAUGUGGAACUUGGAAGCACCUGUUUGUAUGUUUUGCAUACCCACACGAACCUGACAUGACCUGACGUUUAGUAAAAGCAGUAUAAAAGCAUGGGUAUAAAACAUGAGUAUAAAACGACUAUCUGUUAAAAAAAAAAAAAAAAAGCAUGAGAGGCAUGUUUUCUACACGUGGGUCAAACAGUGUCUAGGUUAAAACUUAAAUCUUUUAAAGUAUUAACUCUAAAAAAUUGUCAGUAUUACAAAUUUAUUAAUUUAAUAAUUAGUAAUAAAAUGGAUAAACGAUUAAAAACUUGUGAUACAUCAGUAUUAAACUUGAUUAAUAAUUCAACAUCAAGAACAGUCAAUUUUAAUCAACUUGAUGAUAGUUGUCUAGUUAGGAUUUUGACCCAUUUACCAAUAAGAGAAAAAGUAGAAGCAGAAAAAGUUUGUAAACGCUGGAAAAACAUUUCAAUGACAAAAAUAUGGCAAAAUAAUACUCAUCUUGAUUUGACCAAUGGUUCAAUAAUGCUUAAAACUGAAUUUAAUGGACAACCACCAACACUUACAGAUUUACAAAGAGUUAUAAUACGUUGUGGAAAAUUUUUAAAAAGUAUAAAAUUUGGUAAAUUUUAUAAUUCAGCAGUACUGAAUAUUAUUCGUUGUAAUUGUCCACAUCUUCUAUCACUUGAGCUUGAUUUAUCAUCAUAUUUACCAAAUGAUUUUGUUGAUGUAUUUUCAAGAAUGAAAAAUUUAGAAGUAUUAAAAAUUUUUUCAACGUUUGAUAAUUCAGCAUUCAAGUUUUUUAGUGGUUUAGGAAGUUCGAUAAGAGAUAUUUAUUUAGAUGCAAGAAACGAUUCCGGCAAAGUUCCAUCAUUCCAGAAUUUUAAUUCAUUACGUUCAUUGACAAUGAAUGGUUUUUAUAUUGAUAUGAAAACAGUCGGUGAUAUAUCCCAAAUGAAAAAUUUAAAAAAUUUAAGUCUAAGAUAUUGUACAAUAAAAGAAAACGUACAAAUGAGACAAAUUUUUUUUCUAAAGUAUUUGGAAAAAUUGGAUUUUUUUAACAUGAAACCAGAAUAUGAAGGAGGUUUAACAGUAGAUGAUAGUUUAUUGAGUGAAAUUGUCUACAAUUUAAAAAAUUUAAAAUAUUUAAAUGUCAGUGGUUGUGAUAGUAUCACAGUUAAUGGAGUUAAUCUGUUAAUAAAACUUAAAAAACUGGAAGUAUUGUCGAUCGCUACAUUAGGACUUUAUAGUGUUAAAAAAAAAUUACGUUUUGGACCGUUUCAUCAGUUAAAAGUACUUAAUUGUAUGGGCAUUUAUGAAAUAAGUGACUUAAUUAUAAUUCCUAUUAUUAUUGAUUCACCAAAACUUGAAAAAUUAAUUGUUUCUGGAACAAAAACAUCUGUUUAUCUUCUUGAGCGAGCAAAUCAAAUUAAAAAAAAAAGUACAAUUAAUGUUGUACUUAAUAUUUGGACAGGAGAUUCAAUUAUUCAAGCUUAUCGUGAAUCCAAAGUUUCAAAAUCAAAAUAUCUUGUUGUUCAUUCACUUAUUUAAAAAUAUUAAAAAUUAAUUUCCCAUGAUGCUGAUAACAUUUUUAAUAAUUGUUUAUAAAAAUCAUAUAUUCUAUAAUCGAUAAUUAAUAAUUAUCUAAAUGAUAGUAUGAAUUAUUUUUUUAAAUAUGGAAUUGAAUUUGAAAGAAGAAAAUAUGUUGAAUGGAAAAUUUAAUAUCGAUUUGUUAAUGUUUAUAUAAUUGUUUCUAAUAUGACAAAACCUAUCUACAUAUAUUUUUGCAAAACGUAAAUCAAUAAUUAAAAGAGCUUGAUUUUUAAAAUUUUCAAUAAUAAAUAAAUCAACUAUUGCCAAGAAAUAUAUGUCUGAAAAUAAUUGGUUAAUAGGACAAUUGAAGAAAAAAUUCAAUUCCAUAAAAUAUAACUUGUUUGAAAAAAAUAUGUACAAAAUAAUUCGGAAGCUCUGCGAUAUGUAACCAUAAUAUGUAUAUGUAAUUUGUAUAAAAAUAUAAUAUUAUAAUUUGUAAUCAGUUGAACCCAACUUGUUCUCAAACCAGUUACAUUUUUUCCUGAACAAGUUAGGUAAAUAAAGGAAUUCUUAUUAUUAUUGUUAUAAAAAUAUUUGUCUGAUAUUUGUUUUUUUUUUCUUGUCACAUGUAUAGUGAUUGAUUUUUUUUAUUUAACGAGAUUUCUUAGUUUUUUUGUUAAUUAUUCAAAAAACAUCAAAUAAAUAUGUAUAAUGCCUAAUAAA
Messenger RNA from Aphidius gifuensis, 2483 nucleotides. RefSeq lists its product as uncharacterized. NCBI's taxonomy places the organism in Eukaryota, Metazoa, Arthropoda, Insecta, Hymenoptera, Braconidae. Bases 519 to 1778 code for a protein of 419 amino acids. Gene Ontology annotation, molecular function: protein binding. The record is from RefSeq and is a predicted model, not a curated record. The transcript is spliced from 3 exons.